CUUUCUGAAUCCUUGUUAACCCUAAUAUCAACCAAUCUUCUUCCUCUCUUCUAAUUUCUCACAGCACUCUCAUUUUUCUGAAACUCAAAAAUGACGAGAGGGUUGAAGAAACACUUGAAGAGGGUUAAUGCUCCCAAACACUGGAGGCUCAACAAACUUGGUGGUGCAUUUGCACCGAAGACCUCAUCUGGACCUGGCAACAGUAGGGAAUGCUUGCCCUUGAUUCUGAUUUUACGUGACGUGCUGAAAUACGCGCUCACAGGUGCGGAGGUUAAUUCCAUUCUGAUGCAACGACUCGCCGCUGUCGAUGGGAAAGUUCGGACGGACAAAACGUACCCUGCUGGUUUCAUGGAUGUUAUCUCCAUCCCCAAGACGGGAGAGAAUUUCCGAGUUCUCUAUGAUACCAAAGGUAUGUUCCGUCUCCACUCCAUCAGAGACGACGAGGCUAAGUUCAAGCUCUGCAAAGUGAGAUCCGUCCAAUUCGGACAAAAAGGGAUCUCGUACCUCAACACUUACGAUGGCCGUACUAUUCGCUACCCGGAUCCACUUAUCAAGGCUAAUGACACCAUCAAGCUGGACAUUGAGAGCAACAAAGUUGCAGGAUUCAUCAAAUUUGAUGUCGGGAAUGUCGUGAUGGUGACCGGAGGGCGGAACAGAGGGCGAGUCGGAGUUAUUAAGAACAGAGAGAAGCAUUCUAAGGGAAGUUUUGAAAGUGUUCAUAUCGUGGAUGAAGCUGGCCAUGAGUUUGCUACACGCAUUGCCAAUGUUUUCACUAUUGGAAAUGGUACGAAACCAUGGGUUUCUCUUCCGAAGAGCAAGGGAAUUAAGUCCUCGAUCAGUGACAAGGCUACAAAGACUCAAAUGGCUGCAUAAGGAUCAGAUGUUUUGGUGCUUUUAGUACUGUUUUUUAUAUGCACAAUUAUCAAAUAAUCAAUAUCUUCUCAAAUGGCUGCAUAUGAGAGAUAUUUUACUGCUUUAAUUAGUAUCUGCACAAUUUUAAAUUUUGUUAUUGGUUUUGUUGAAUGAUUUGUGUUUUUGGAAGAAAUUUAUGCUAAAGACUAUUCUGAAA
Mercurialis annua (annual mercury) is the source of this 1069-nucleotide messenger RNA. RefSeq names its product 40S ribosomal protein S4-like. Gene Ontology annotation, cellular component: ribosome; cytosolic small ribosomal subunit. NCBI's taxonomy places the organism in Eukaryota, Viridiplantae, Streptophyta, Magnoliopsida, Malpighiales, Euphorbiaceae. The record is from RefSeq and is a predicted model, not a curated record. Gene Ontology annotation, molecular function: RNA binding; structural constituent of ribosome. The coding region runs from base 91 to 873 and encodes 260 amino acids. The transcript is spliced from 2 exons. Gene Ontology annotation, biological process: translation.